AUGAACUUAAAUCGAAUCGAAGAGGCGGAAAAAUCUUUGCAACAAAUUGAGGAAAAAGUUAAGAUAGAUCUAGAAUCAGCAGUUCUCUCCAAUGAAAAAAUAAAAGCUGGCCGAAGAACGUCCCACAGGUUCAACGAGGAUGUUAUUUCUGUGCUGAUCGAGCUCAAAACCAAGCUAGCUACGACUAAAUCUAAGCUCACUGAGCUCGGGGCAAAGGCCUCAAAUAUCUUUCAGGUUGAUUAUGCACCCUUAAAGAGGAAAUCUCGUUCGAAAAAACAGAAUAAGCACCGCGCUGCAAAACGUAAGGCUGUUCGUACCUCUCAGAGGACGUCAACGGUUUUGCAAAAGAUCGCCCCUGGCUUAGAUAAGGAUUCUCUUUGCGAAAAGGGUGACAUACAAAAAGAGAUCGUCUUGAAUUUAAAACAAAGAGAAAAGAAAUGGGCCGAAUUAUUGGUAUCCCAAAAUGACACAUCUCAGCUAAGCAGUGACGCGAAGGACUACCUCGCAGGCUUACUAGGCAAGGAAAGAGGCGAAGCAACUAAUUCCUUACACGUCGACGAUAAGAACGAGGAUGAUGAAGAUGAUGAUGGUGUUGCCUGGAGUGAGGAACAAGACGAAAGUGAUGAUGAUGUCUGCAGCGUUUCUGUACUGCCCAAACCAGGAGAGGCAUCUUCAUCAGAUAUUGAAGAUUAUGGUCCAUAUUGGAAUAAUUCCUCAGAGUCCAUGCCAUGCCUCGAUCAUCUUUCAGACUAAAUCUCGAAUAUUUGCGUUUUUCCUGGUUCCUUUUGCUUGGUUUUCUUUUCUUUUCUUCAGGCUUUAGCCUGACUGUAUCCAUUGUUUUUAAACCGCCUUUGAUAUCAAAA
Messenger RNA from Porites evermanni, 863 nucleotides. The record is from the annotation of a GenBank genome assembly. Lineage: Eukaryota; Metazoa; Cnidaria; Anthozoa; Scleractinia; Poritidae.